CUUGGAUUCCGUUGCCAGUCACUGCGUUCCAACGGCGAGUUCUAUAGGGAAGCCUCUGCACCGAACAGGUCUCUUGUUUUCUCUUCCUCGUGCUGAAAGGAAAACACUUAUCCUCCCCAUCAUCCUGUUACCUGUGGGUCCGCAGUCUACCGGUCCGGUCUUCGGCGGACAAAAGACGCUGCAAGGCAGCUGAAGCAGGGCCAACGCUGGCUAGAACGGAGCCUUCGCCGUCUCCUAACGUCUGUCGGGUCCAUUACAUUACUGAGACGCCACGGUGUCGGGGGUGUGAAUAGAUCUUCUCUUGGUCUUCUUUCGUUGUUCAUCUCUGUGCUGUCCUGUACCGUACUUCUGACCAUAGAGGCCGGUGUCUGCAUAAACCACGACUCACCAGCAGCCUUAAGGAGAGAACCCCUGGCCAGCACUGACUCCCAAAAUGGCAGACGGUCGCCAACCUGAAGACAGCCCCCCUCAGUGGGACCCAUCAGGGACAAAGGACCCGUCAUCCCCCCCAGCCCACGGGGCUAAUGGGUACCCUCCCUCCUACAGGGCGUGCCAGUCAGGGACAGCUCAUGGAGCGGCACCUCCUUCCUAUAACGCUAGAGAAAAUGGCUUCAACGGGGACCACGCAGUUACGGCUGAGCAAGUGUCUGCGCGGAUCGUACAGGAGGUGACAGCCGAGGCGGUGGCAGUACUGAAGGGAGAACAGGAGACGAGACUGCCGUCAGUUGAAGACACGGCGAACUUGCCCCCGUCCCCUCCUCCAUCACCUGCUGCCGAGCACUGCUUCCAACCACUGGAGCAAGAUGUAGGGGAUGAGGUGGAGGAAGCCUGCCCUCUCCGCCGCUUCCAAAAUUCUCGGGAGAGGUGCAAGUUCCUCGCCCCCUCCAUCUCUGUGUCUGUGCCCGAGGAUGACCCCUACCACUCUGACGAGGAGUACUAUGAUCACCCCUUGUUCAGCCCUGAGUGGGAUUGCUCGGGCUCCUCUCGGCCCACAGUGCCGGCCGCUGCCUUUAGACAGAUCCAAGUAGAGACUGUCGAGGCACUUACUGACACCUUCGAGGAGGAGGAUGAGGAGGAUGAGGAGGUGUUGAUGUUGGAGGAGGAAGUGGAGAUGAAAGGGGCAGCCGCAGAAAUCGUGGCGGCUCUUGAGGAGCUGUGCAGUGGGGAUGACCCUGAGCCUGAGCUGGAGAGCCCCCCAGACGAGCCCUUAGAGCAGGCAGAGGCCGUGGGCCAGGCCCAAGCUGCCCCCCCCAUACAGGCAGAGGCAACUAGUGCUGUCCCACAAGGCCCUAAUGGGAGGGAGGAGGUGAAGGAGGUGGAUGAGGAGAGCACUGAGGAAGCUUUGAAGAUGGACACGGACAAACCAGACAGUGAAAAAAGUGGAUCCCUCAGCCCAGACUUCCCUGAACCAGAAAGUCCAGCUUUCUUUAGAGUGGACCAAGCAGCAACACCUCUGAGCCCCAAAACAGACAUGGCUUCCCCUUCUCUAUCUCCUUUCCCUCCAAACAGCCAGAGCCAAGACAAAGAUUCUAUCAAAAUGUCUGCACUGGAUGAACCUAAAACAGUCUCUGAGAAGCAGCCAUCAGUGGAAGUUCUUGACUCCAGUAUCCUCACUGGUGUUGAAGGGUCUGGAUUCUCUACAACCGAGGACAGAAGUCAAAACCAAAGUGUUUCAUCUGACUCUAACAAAGACAAAUCUGGUAUGUCAGCUUAUUUCGAGACUUCAGCUCUGAAGGCCGAAGAGGAAUCCAAGGAGAUUCCAGCAGCGGAAGGUUAUUAUGAACUGAGUACAGCAGGAGAAGGGAAGAAAACUUUAGGGAGCAGUUCCCCAACAGUUCCUUCACCCCCUGAGAUUAACUACAGCAUGCUUGCACAAACCCAGUCAGUGGAUGAGAAACCAGACACCAAGAUGAGUCUGAUUGGAGAUCAGAAGGACACCUUACCGGCCCUGGACAGGGGUAAAGAAUGUAGGCUGUCUCCUGGAAAGUUGGCUCUGGAUCAAAGAAGCUACUCUCUCAACAUUACGAUUGGAUCAAUGGAUUCUACCGGCCAAGGUCGACCGAGGAACUUCUCCCCACUCGCCACAGAUAUCAUGUCCUUCACCAGUGGUAGUCUGGAUGAUUCUGCUGAGUACCUCCCGGUCACCACCCCAUCGGUAGAGAAGGUGCCGCCCCCUUUCCCACCCCUGAUCCUUGAGACGGCAGCGUCAGUGACAUCGGACACCUCAUCCCCCCCCCACAACACAGCGCCAGAGACCCCCCAGGGGUCAGAGUCACCAGAUUCUCCCUUCCCACCCAAAUACUACUACAAAAAUGGGACAGUCAUGGCCCCCGACCUACCUGAGAUGCUGGACCUGGCGGGCACCAGGUCUAGACUGGCGUCUGAGAACACCGAUCCAGAGAUUGUAAGAAGGAAGUCUGUCCCUGCAGACACACAAGGCCUUGGCUGUGACUCCCUGACCAGCCUGGUCCUGGAGGACCAGAGUCAGAACCAAAGUCUCGCCAAGAGCGAGAGUCAGCUGGAGGAGUUGGGUUACUGUGUGUUCAGUGAGUACUCGGGGCCCAUGCCUUCCCCCGCCGACCUGCAAAGUCCCAUUGACUCCCCUCCGCAACGCUUCACCCCAAUGGCUCUGGAGGAAAAGAUGGCAGAGGAAAAGUUGAAGAUAGAUGCCAGAGACAAAUUAGAUGAAGAUGAGAAGGGUCAGGUGGCUGUGGGUGCAGGUUCCACAGAAAAGGAAGAAACCAAACAAAUUGGAAGCAAAGGUUCCACUUCAGAGGAAGACAGCAACAAAGAUAUCAUCCAUGACAAAUUAGCCGUGGAAGACAACACGGUUUCCGCUCUAAACGAAACCGAGUCCUUCAUGACCCCAACAGUGACAGUCACCCUGGAUGAAGGGGGGAAACUAGGGGAUGGAGGACCAGAAACGGAUGCUGAGAUGGCUGCUUAUGAGAAGCAGAUCCGCAGGCUGGAGAUGGAGGACAGGCCUCUUAGCAUGGAGGAGGAGCGAGAACUUCAGGAGCUUCGGGAAAAGGUGAAAGACAAAUUCCUGGUGCACCAGGAGGCAUACGAGGAGGUAGAUGCUGAAGAUGUCUACCAACUGACUGGGGUAGCCAAGGACAGGAUUGGCAGGCCUAUCAGACCUUCCCCAGCCUCUUCAGUGGAAAGCACGACAGAAGAAGACAAGACUCCAGUUACUGAGGCUGAGAAACCUAAUGAGACUGGUGGUCAGACAACACCUCCAAAGGUUGAUAUCAUUCCAAAGUCUCUGCCUGUGUCAGAUGGUGGCGUGAGCACCACAGAAGAACAGACAGGGAAGGUUUCCGAAGAGAAGCUGAAGAACGAGCAUGGUAUGGAGGUCAAAGAGAUGACCAUGGAAGAAAAGGAAAAGGAAAAGGAAGAGGACAAAGGGGAGGAGAAGAAGGAGAAAGUAGAGGAGGAGGAGGACAAGGAGAAGGAAGAAGAGAAGAAGGAGGAGAAAGAAGAGAAAGUGGAAGAGAAUAUCGAACAUGUGGUGGAACAAGAGGAAGUCACAAUAGAGAUAAAACCAUCAAAGCCUGAAGAAAAAGAAGAGAUGGUUGCCAAGGAUAUAGUGCUUGACAAUGAGGAAGAGGAGGAUGAGGAGGAUCGUGAAGUUCUGACAGGGGCAAGAGCUGAUGUCGAUGACCUUCCAGAACCCAGAGCUGUCAUAGAGUCCGUGGUGACUGUAGAAGAUGACUUUAUUACUGUAGUCCAGACCAUCGACGAGGGCGAGGAACCAGGACACAGUGUGCGUUUUUCCGCUCUGCCUGAGCCUGAGACGCCACAGGCUCUUCACGAAGACGAGGAAGAGGAGGAUGAGGAGUCCCAGGAGGUGGAGAUUAUGGAAGCAGCUAGUCUGGAGGAGGUGGGCGAUGUCUCAGAGGAGGUCAGUGAGAAGGAGGUGCCUGUCUCCCCAGAAAAGGAGGUAUAUACAGAGACAGAGGGACAGACCGAGAGCUACGAUAGAGAUGAGACCACAAUGGAUGACUCCAUUCUAGACAGUUCUUGGGUUGACACUCAAGAUCUCUCCAAUGUCGAUGUAGAUGAUGAUAAAAGCAUGGCUACAGAGCAGAUUGAGCCCUUAAUAGCCGAUCGCAUCCCAGCCCCACCCGUCAAGAAAGAGAGGAGUCCCCAGCAGGAGAAGGAGAAGAGGGAGAAGCAGCCAGUGAAGCCCAAGACCAAAGGGGUUAGAGUGAAGGGGCGCGAGGGUCGUGUCUCCACCCCUGAACGUAAACCUGUACGCAAGGAGCCAGUCUGCAUCCCCAGGGAGGAAGUCAAGAAGAAAAAAGCCGUGAUUAAGAAAACUGAGCUGACUAGGAAAGAGGGGACCCAGACGCGCUCUUCUCCGUCCCGGAAGAGUGUGUUAAAGCCUACUGCUGUCAGGCACCCUCGGCCCGCCCAACCCCACCCCCACCCCCAUCCCUGUGCUAGGAGGAAACCUACAGGAGGUGUGCCAGAAGGUCGUCGGCCCCUCAGUGUUGCCAGACAGUCUCGUGACAGAGCCUCAUCAGCACCGCUAACAAAGAUCCCCACCUGUAAAAUUCGAACAGCCAUCUUCCUGCCCCCCCGCCCUAACUCGUCCUGCUCCUCCCACACUAAAAACAACUCGCUGGUGGAGGCGGAGUUUGAUAGGCCCCGCCCAUCAUCGGCCGGGCCUCCUGACUCGCACUCACUACACACACUAAUAGGCAAGGACGGUGGUUCUCAAAGCCCAAAACGGUCAUCCCUGCCUCGGCCGGCCUCUAUCCCGCGGCCUGCUUCAAUCCUGAGCCGACGUACUCACCACCUCCCACCCGACCAAGAGGAGAGCUCCACAUCUAUUACCAGUUCUGGCUCCACCGCCCCACGCAGGCCAAUGUCCUUCAGUACAGACGUCAGGGCAGAGCAUAGGACAGGACGCGCCCCUAGUUGGACAGGCACCCAGUCCAUGCGUUCCCGUUCGCUGUGCAGUGGCCCCACCACACCCAGAACCCCAGGAUCAACAGCCAUCACCCCGGGUACCCCGCCCAGCUACAGCUACUCCUGCCGCACCCCUGGCACCCCCCGGACCCCGGGCACACCACGCUCCCUCAGCCUGCUGCAGGAGAAGAAGGUGGCCCUGAUCCGCACCCCUCCCAAGUCCCCUGCCACCACUCCCAAACAGCUCCGUGUCCUUAACCAGCCCCUGCCAGACCUCAAGAACGUCAAGUCCAAGAUCGGCUCCACAGACAACAUCAAGUACCAGCCCAAGGGGGGACAGCAGCACAGAGGCAGAAGCAGGGGCCAAACAGCCAAGCCAACAGAGGCCAGACGCAACCCCUCGUGGAUAUGGAGGUCUCUCCUGCGCGUGGUCUCUCUCACCUUAUAUCUGUCUGCUGCACACAGUGUGACGUGGGUUCCCAUGCCAGCCAAAGACCCACUGAUUCAGAUUUUAAACAAGAAGCUGGACUUCAGUCACGUAAAGUCAAAAUGUGGAUCCAAGGAUAACAUGAAGCAUUCUCCUCGUGGAGGCCAUGUGCAGAUCCAGACCAAGAAGAUUGACCUGAGUCACGUGACCUCCAAAUGUGGCUCCCUGGACAAUAUCCGCCACCGGCCAGGAGGAGGUAACGUGCGCAUAGAGAGUGUAAAGCUGGACUUCAAAGACAAGGCCCAGCCCAAGGUGGGUUCCCUGGAUAAUGCACAUCACACCCCUGGUGGAGGCCACAUCAUGAUCGAGAGCCAUAAGCUGUUGUUCCGUGACACGGCCAAGGCCCGGGUGGACCACGGAGCAGAGAUCAUUGUGACCCACUCUCCGGGAACGGCCAUGUCAGGGACGGUGUCCCCACAGCGCCACAGCCACCUGUCCUCCUCAGGCAGCAUCAACCUGCUGGAGUCUCCACAGCUAGCCACUCUGGCUGAUGACGUCACUGCCGCCCUGGCCAAGCAGGGCUUGUGAGCACCACAUCCCUCCAACAUCCCUCCAGUCAAUCCCAGCCCAGAUGCUCGGUCACCACCGGACACCUCCACUGUUCCCCCCGAUGCCCUAUUCACAGGUCCUGGACCCUGUCCUGUGUCCUUCUACUACACCCCAGAUGACCGCUCCCAUGCUCCUGACACCUUCAGCUGGCCCCAAGCGGACUCCCGAACCCCGCCUCAACCCCACUCUGCCUCAACCCCACCCCAAUCUUUUUUGUCAAUCCCACCCUGCUCAAUCCCACCCUGCCUCAGCUCCACCCUGCUCAACCCCAUGCUGCCUCAACCCCAGGCUGCCUUAACCUCACCCUGCCUGAAUCUCACCCUGGCUCAACCCCGCUCUGCCUCAACACUACCAUGUGCAACACCACCCUGCCCCCGCUCUGCUUCAACCCCACGCUGCCUCAACCCCACGCUGCCUUAACCUCACCCUGCCUCAACACCACCAUGCACAACCCCAACUCGCUUAACCCCACACUGCCUCAACCCCACCCUGGCUGUAGUCCACUUUGCCUCUGAUCUCUUCCGUCUGCCUCCUGCCAGCAUCUACCCAGCAGUCAAUCCCAGGUACCCUCAUCCCAUACCAUCUACUCCCCAAGUCACCUACGUCCAGAUUCUCUCACCCUGCCCCAGGCUUCUGAUUCCUCACCCCUACUUCUCAUCAGCCCCAGCUCCAAUAUCCCCAUCCUGCUGCCUUCUCCGACAUACCACCCGAUGGAGCUACCUACCCCACCCUCUGUCAACAAUAUGAAGAUUAAACAGCAACAAGAACCCUAAUCGAACAAGAGACUAUUUAGGAAGCACUCUGCUCCAUGUUCUGUCAAGAUGUUCAUUCCAAGUACCUGUGCUUAUUUUUUCCUUCUUUUAUUUGGUAUAUCAAAAAAAGCUGCGUAUAGACAGAUAGCUAGUAUUUAAGUAGAUAGUGUCCAAGCACUGACCCAAGAUGUGCACAGAAUAAUCUGGGUAUGGGCCGUGUGUAGGGUGGGCUAGUCUCUGUUAAAGACAUAGGAGGAGCCUUUUCUUACACUAGGUCAGUCGGAAGUCAUGUGGCCAUGCCUGUGGCAUCUCGCCAGCCCCUCGUUUGUUUCCGUAAAAGUGCAUGGAUGUAUGCCAGAAUCAACUCACCAUACAUCAAGCAUCCUUGCAGCAAGUCAUGCUUUUCCAACAUCCAAUAUAUAAUGAAUAUAUAUAAACAUAUGUAUAAAUAUACAAGCUCUUUGUCAGCAACAACAUCUCUUCAAAUAAUAAUUUUAAAAUAGUGAUAAGUCCUAUAAGUGUAACUUAUACCUGUAAGAUUUGCAUUAUUGCAAGAACCCAAUAAUGGUAUGAUGAGCAUGUAUCAAUUCUAGUUGCAAAAAGAGGCUAUUUUCUAUUUCAAAUAAAAUGAUUUUAGAAAGUUAUUUCCUGAAUCAUUGGAUAAAAAUAUGAAGACAAUGUUUUUGUAGAUAUUAAUGGAUUAGUAUGUUAUGCUUGUUGAAGUGGAUUUCAGGCAACUGUGCUGGUAUUGCUAAGAAAUGCAUCUUUCAGGCCUGCAACAGAGUAAUAAUCUACCAUUCUUUCUAGAGGGAGUUUAUGCACAUCCAGCAGGCUCAUGCUAAGUAAAAAGGUAAUAAGCUGUGCACCAUUCUUGCUAGGUCAAGGCCUUGUUGAAGAUUCAAGGACACAUCCCUCUAUAUUUCUCAUUAUGGAGUCUGAGGACCAGGACAUUGAUGGCAUCUGCUAUUUUCAAUGUAGUCAAGAGAGUGGCACUUGAGGACAUCCUUCCUGAUGCCCGGGUUUGACACAAAUCCCACCAGGGUAGGAUAGAUAGAUCAACCAACAAGGUUGAAUUUUCCAUCCAGUUGAUCGACUCUUGAGGAAAGAUGAAGUUGAAAGUCUCACACACUUGAGUAAAUUAAUUGCAGAUGAUAUCAUUGGUGAUUUCAAUGCUAAAACUGCCUUUUGGCCACUAGAGGCCUCUAAACCUGUCUACAGACAAGGCGGACAAUGCACUAGGCACCUCUAACCUCGAUGAGAUCUCUCUGGUAGCAGGCUAGUUAGCUAGAUCUGGUUGUGCUCACAGAAUCUGUGAACACAAUCCAUUCCCAAAUGCUAUCUAGGGAUGUUGGAGAGCUGUAAGAUAUUUUAGUCUAUAUGGUUUGGUGAACAAGGCUCUCAAAGCAGGCUGAAAAAGCACUCAUGAGGGCUUGCAGUUGUCUGAACUGUAUUGUGGAUGAAGCUAUGACUAUUAUUAUUUCAAUUUAGGAAGCCGCUGCAGAACCCUUGGACUCUAAUGUCCUUACUGUUCACUUCUGGAUGCUUGGUUUGUUUUAAUGUGAACAUUUGGGGGAAGAAAGGGGGAAAAUGAAUAAAAAAUAGAUUAAUAAAAAUAAACAAAAAAAGCAAAAUAAACAAAUCAUAUUGCAUCUGUUUGAUAUUGUUCCGCUAUAUUUUUUCUGUCGUCAUUUGUGGUAUUUAGCCCUUUUCCCUUCCUAAUAAUCCUGAUGUUUGUUUGCUUCUGUGUUCUUUCUGCAUCCCCUAUCCCCUAUCCAACCUCCACCUACAGCAACUGUAAAUGGAAUUAAAAGUAGAUGUACGGAGUUUUUCUCCUGUUGAUAUGAUACUGAAAACAAAAUGCUCUUAACAAUUCAUGACAAUAAAAACAACAAAAAAGACG
Molecule: messenger RNA, 8605 nt
Organism: Esox lucius (northern pike)
Lineage: Eukaryota; Metazoa; Chordata; Actinopteri; Esociformes; Esocidae
Gene: map2
Product: microtubule-associated protein 2
Exons: 23
Coding region: 434-5932 (1832 amino acids)
Biological process (GO): microtubule cytoskeleton organization; neuron projection development
Cellular component (GO): neuron projection
Molecular function (GO): microtubule binding
Source: RefSeq, a predicted model, not a curated record